Messenger RNA from Puccinia triticina, 1368 nucleotides. RefSeq lists its product as uncharacterized. The record is from RefSeq and is a predicted model, not a curated record. The transcript has 4 exons. NCBI's taxonomy places the organism in Eukaryota, Fungi, Basidiomycota, Pucciniomycetes, Pucciniales, Pucciniaceae. The coding region runs from base 1 to 1368 and encodes 455 amino acids.
AUGGCCGAGCACGCAUCCUCGCCAGCAGCAUCGAGCAGCGGAGAAGCGGACGAGCAGGGGCGAGAACCCGAGCGGCUGCCGGCCAGCUCGCAGCUUCGAGCCCGCCGGACGAGCGCACGACUCAAGCACAACAGAGGCGGGGAGGCGCAGGACGAUGCAGGCAACCAACCGACAGACCGUCUGAGCCGGUUCCGGGGCUCCUUCUUCGCCCUCCUCGCCACGAUCACACGGCUCGUCCUAUGGCCCUUCAGAUACAUCCUCACCACCCUCCUCCCCCACACCCUAGCCGGCCUAGCGGCGGCCGUGGUGCUUGUGACGGCGGGAUAUCUUCUGACGAGCACGCUGCAGGGCUGGGUGACGAGCCGGCUGUUGAGCCCGCUGGGCGUGCUGGGCUCGACGCUCUCGACCCCGCUGGUUAGCUUCUACUGCGCGAGCCUGCACGGGCCGUUCUGUGGCUCUGCAGGAGACGACGGCCGGAGCGGGAAGGAUCUGGCGCAGAUCGCGCGCACGGUGUCCGGCUCGGCGCAGAAGGCCGCCGACAUCUUCGACUCGGUCGUCCAGCUCAGCGAUCCCAACCAUCUCGGCCUCCACCAGGCCGAGAUCCUCGAGCUCUCCUUCGCCAUCCGCUGGUCGACACAGCUGGCUGACAAGGAACUCCUCGGCGAUGGGCUCGCUGAGCUUGCUGAGCUGAGCCGGGACCUCAAGGACAACCUCGUCGACCUCAACGGCCAGGGCCUCAACACGUUCUCCUUCAUCGCCUACGAGUUCUCCAGACUGGGGGACCUGAUGCAGUGGGUGCAGUCCGGGGAGAAGAAGUACACCUCAGAGACGAUCGCGAGGAACCUGGAGAUCCUGUUCAGCCAUCUGUCGGCCGAGCUGAGCCGGCUGCUGGCGGCGAUCGAGGUGCUGAUCCCGCGCGCCUCCCGGGCCGUCCAUCUCGGCAUCCAGCUCUCCGAACGUCUCCACCACGAACACUACCAGCUGGCCAACAAGAAGAGUAGCCAGACGCUGUGGAAGAAGCUGCUCGACCUCGCCUCGUUCUCCGGCCAACAGCUCAACAGAGACCUCGCGCUGACUGCCGAGUCGAUCGCCAACCUCAAGCGCACCUGGGCCAAGCUCGAGCAGAUCCGGACGGACCUCCUGACCUACCGGAACAACGUCGCCAACUUCAAAGCGAGCUUCACGGGCUGGCACCUGGCCGACCACCAGCUGUCGCCCGAAGACGAGCUGUUCUCGAUGCGCGAAGUCAUCGCCCGGUUCCGCCUGACCAUCCAGGAAGUCAAGGCCUCCGCCCGGCUCCCGUACGCCCCCGCCCCGGCGCCCCGGCUGCUCGCCGAUCUCCCGCCCGAGCCCGGCCCCGGACCAUGA